GUACAACAACAGAGUUAUAUAUGCGCAGACGAUCGGCUCUAUAAGCGAGAUGGCUCGAUGUUACGUGCACGAUCAUCUUACUGCUGGUGAUCUAGUUCAAUGGAUAUGGGGAUCGCUUCAACAUACGCAUGUACUCCCGGGUUUGCUUUGAUGCUUCGAGGAUGGGGUUUGUUGUCGCCUUUGUGCAAGAGUACCGCUCCGAGAAGUCGCUCGAGGCAUUGAAUAAGCUGGUUCCUCAUCACUGCCAUGUUAUUCGAGAUGAUACCCAGACAUCGACUCUUGCAAGCCAGCUUGUCCCCGGUGAUCUUGUCAAGUUUGGCAUCGGUGACCGAAUUCCAGCAGAUUGCCGAUUGGUGACAGCCGUAGAUCUUGAGAUUGAUGAGUCAAAUUUGACCGGUGAGAAUAAGCCCUGCCGCAAGCAAACAGAGGUGAUCGUUGGAAACGAAUACACAGAGCUAUCGAUCACAGAGCGCAGGAACAUUGCAUACAUGGGCACUCUGGUCAGGAAUGGCCACGGAACAGGCAUUGUGGUCGGUACUUCCAAGGAGACCGAGUUUGGAAUUGUCUUCUGUAUGAUGCAGGAAGUCGAGGUCAGGAAGACGCCUUUGCAGCUGAGCAUGGAUGAGUUGGGAAAGAAGCUGUCGAUGUUGUCGUUUGUCAUUAUCGGAGUCAUUGUCUUGAUCGGAUUGUUCCAAGGAAAGCACUGGUUGGAGAUGAUGACUAUUGGUGUUAGUUUGGCUGUUGCUGCCAUCCCAGAGGGUCUCCCCAUUGUUGUCACUGUUACUCUGGCACUGGGUGUCCUGAGAAUGGCGAACCGCAAAGCCAUUAUCAAGAAGCUGCCUAGCGUUGAAACACUCGGCUCUGUGAACGUCGUUUGCGCGGAUAAGACAGGAACGUUGACCAUGAAUCAAAUGACUGUGACCAAAGUCUUUACCCUUGCGGAGGGAUUCCCAGUGGAUCUAGAACAUACAAAGGGCGUUGAUGUGGACCUUCAUCCUGGAUUGCGCCGCCUGCUUCAAGUCGGAAAUCUCUGCAACGAUGCUUUUCUGGAUGAACGCUCAAAAUGGAUUGGUCAACCUACGGAUAUUGCUUUGAUUGACAUCCUCCGAGCGCUGGGAGUUGCCGAUGAACGGCCUCUCUUUGAACGUCUUGCAGAGUUCCCCUUCAACUCUGAUCAAAAGUUUAUGCAUGUUCGCUGCGCUCCUAACCCUGAUGGAAUCCAAGGCCAUAAGCAAACGCCUGAACACGCUAUCGAGGCCACCAACGCCGCAGUCAGCCAAAACGGGUCGUUAGGCGCAUUCUACUUCAAGGGCGCCAUUGAACCCGUUCUGGAACGCUGCAUCAACUAUUACAGAAGCGAGGGCAACUAUCUUCCCUUGGAUAUUGAGGCCAAGGACAAGGUUCUGGCUCAGGCUAACGAGAUGGCCAGCCACGGAUUGCGUGUACUGGCCAUGGCAUUCGGUAAUGAUCUCGAGCACUUGACGUUUGUCGGAAUUGUGGCCAUGCAUGAUCCCCCACGUCCCGGUGUGGAAGACAGUAUCCGGACCUUGAUUGGCAGUGGUGUGAAGGUGGUCAUGAUUACUGGAGACGCCGAUGCGACUGCCCUCUCCAUUGCACGACGACUUGGAUUCCCUAUCAAUCCCGGCAAAUCUUCGUGUUUGACUGGACCUGAGAUCGAGGCUAUGACUGAGCGACAGCUGCAGGACGCAGUCGGCGCUGUGUGUGUCUUCGCCCGUACGACACCUAAGCACAAGAUGGCGAUUGUGUCUGCUUUCCAGGCGAAGGGAUCCAUCGUGGCGAUGACAGGAGACGGUGUGAACGAUGCCCCUGCUUUGAAGCUGGCGGAUAUUGGUAUCUCGAUGGGCAGGAGCGGAACAGAUGUUGCCAAGGAAGCCGCCGAUAUGAUUCUUGUGGACGACGACUUUUCUACCAUUCUUGGCGCAGUCGAAGAAGGCAAAUCCAUUUUUUACAACAUCCAAAACUUUUUGACGUUUCAGCUGAGCACGAGCGUGGCCGCACUGACGCUGAUUGCCAUGGCGACUCUUUUUGGACUGGACAACCCCCUGAACGCUAUGCAAAUUCUCUGGAUCAAUAUUUUGAUGGACGGUCCACCAGCGCAGUCUCUUGGAGUGGAGCCAGUGGAUGAUGAUGUGAUGAAGAAGCCCCCUCGUGCCCGGAAAGCACCCAUUCUGACACGUCUGCUUAUCCGGCGCGUAUUAACAUCGGCGAUGAUCAUUGUCGCAGGCACAAUGUUCGUGUAUGUGCAUGAGAUGACGGACGGCAGUGUUACAGCGCGCGAUACGACGAUGACGUUCACAACGUUUGUGUUCUUUGACAUGUUCAACGCACUGGCGUGUCGGUCCGAGAAGAAGUCUGUGUUCAACAUUGGGUUCACGACGAACAAGAUGUUCAACUUUAGUGUGAUGGGAUCGAUUAUCGGGCAGUUUCUGGUGAUCUACAUGCCGUUCUUCCAGACAGUGUUCCAGACGGAGGCCUUGACGUUCACGGACCUGCUUGGGAUUACGCUAUUGACCAGCUCUGUAUUCUGGGCAGAUGAGGCUCGCAAGUUCUUCUCGGCACGUGAGAGCCAGAAGAGGCACGGACGGAAUGCGGGUCAGGGCUUUAGACGGGUCAACACAGAGGAAGGCGAGGCCUUUGAGAUUGUCUAGACGGCCAGUAGCAAAAAAAAAAUAAGACACUGUUUAACCUAAUUAAUAAAAUAGCCUUUUUUUUCUUUUUAUCAGUCAUAUAUACUACGUGGUGCAGA
Gamsiella multidivaricata is the source of this 2767-nucleotide messenger RNA. RefSeq names its product PMR1-type calcium-transporting P-type ATPase. The record is from RefSeq and is a predicted model, not a curated record. Gene Ontology annotation, cellular component: Golgi membrane; plasma membrane; endoplasmic reticulum. The transcript is spliced from 9 exons. The coding region runs from base 129 to 2669 and encodes 846 amino acids. Gene Ontology annotation, biological process: calcium ion transmembrane transport; intracellular calcium ion homeostasis; manganese ion transport. Gene Ontology annotation, molecular function: ATP binding; ATP hydrolysis activity; P-type calcium transporter activity. NCBI's taxonomy places the organism in Eukaryota, Fungi, Mortierellomycota, Mortierellomycetes, Mortierellales, Mortierellaceae.